GUUAUCAUUCAGCCUUGUUGGGUGAGCAUCUGUCCCGCGGGGCAGCCAUGCUGAUGGCUACCAGCCUCCUUCUUCCCUUCAAGCCUUGUACUUUCUCUCAAUCCUCAGCGGGCUGAACACCUUCAUCGCGAUGCGCAUCAGCAAUUCCUUAUGCUCGCAUUUCCUAUUGUGCCCCAGGACCCCGCAUGGAUAGAUGUACAAUCGUCGAGCGAAUCAGCAGUCCCCGCGAAUGAGCGACCCAUCCAUCACGAGAUCCUCCAUCGACAGGCGCCCACGUCAACGCUCGUUGCCGCAGCAGCUGCAAACUCCAGUCCGAUCAAUGCAGCUAUCGAAAGGCCGCCUGCAGAGGUCGUUGGAGGGGUAAUAGUUGGUUCAGUCACCGCAUUUGUACUUAUUGUUGUUCUGUGCUGUUGCUGCUGCCCUCGUCGAGCCCGGCGCUCGGGAAAGCGCUCGCCGUCAUGGAGCCCACCACCAGCUGACAGCAACCGUCCUCUCCCUCCAGUACAAAUAGACCCGGAGCUUGGGCCAGAUCCGCUGCCUCCACAGCCACCCCAGCAUCUCCCUCCUCCGCCAGAUCCAGGUCCCUAUCCCGGCCCGUACCCUGGCCCACCACCUCCCCCGCCUGUUCACCCGCAACCGCCAGGCCCCCCAGGGCCCUUCCCGCCAUUUCUAUUUCCACACGAAGCGCACCUUCCUCCGCCGCCACCGCAGCACCUCCCUCCACAGGAGGUGCACUAUCCCGACAUCGAGCCCCAACCGAGUCGGAAUCCUCGCUCGAGGACUCAAACAAUUACAAUAGUACAGGUGGGUCGCAGACCUGCCCUCGUAAGGCGUGCAAGGGUUCGCCGGCCAAGCAGACACUCAAGGGAGGAGGACUCGAAUUCAAGCACACGUAGUCAUAGGAGACGGAAGGCUUCUCGAGUCCGCGAGAUCGAGGUACCGGAUUUACAGCCCGUCGCUUACUUUUGAGAUCGGGGUUAUUGCAGCAUAGGCGCGCAAGUUAACUGCGUCUGGCAUUGGCCAGAUCCAACCGUAUUGCUAUCGAUCCAUGAACAAAGAUACCGUCAACAAGGGCGACGCACAUUCGAACGUCUCCCUGACGGGUGAGCAAAACCGAUGUACAGAUCUACUCA
Messenger RNA from Trematosphaeria pertusa, 1133 nucleotides. RefSeq lists its product as uncharacterized. Lineage: Eukaryota; Fungi; Ascomycota; Dothideomycetes; Pleosporales; Trematosphaeriaceae. The transcript is spliced from 2 exons. Bases 151 to 969 code for a protein of 272 amino acids. The record is from RefSeq and is a predicted model, not a curated record.